AUCAAAGCCUCAGAUCAACCAUCGGAUUCGUCAUCCGUCCUUAGUCAGCCAAGGCAACUUGAAAAAGGCCCAGCGUUUUCGUCCUUCCCCCCACAGUUCACUCCAUCUUGCCCAAACUUUUACACACAUACAAUGGCCAACACACCCCACGGCGGUAGCCUGAAAGACCUUAUUGCGCGGGACCUUCCUCGCCAGGCGGAGCUCCUUGCGGAAGCCGAAAAGCUCUAUUCGAUUGUAUUGAACGAGCGCCAAUUGUGCGACUUGGAGCUGCUGUUGAAUGGAGGAUUUUCGCCUCUGGAAGGGUUCAUGAACAAGGCGGACUAUGAGAGCGUUUUGGACAAUGUCAGAUUGGCCAAUGGCUUGGUAUGGUCGAUGCCCAUCACUUUGGAUCUUAGCGAAAAGCAGAUAUCUGAUGGCAAGCUCCAAGCUGGAUCACGAGUCGCCCUUCGUAACCCUCAGAACGACGGCAUUCUCGCCAUCUUGACUGUGCAAGAUGUUUACACUCCCGACAAGAAGCGCGAAGCUAUUGCCAUCUUUGGUGCCGACGACGUGGCCCACCCUGCUGUCCACUACCUGCACAACGUCGCAAAGGAUCACUACGUUGGUGGAUCUCUUGAGGCCAUUUCCCUUCCUGCACACUAUGACUACGUUGAAACCCGCUACACUCCCGCGGAGCUUCGUGCCUACUUUAAAAAGUUGAACUGGACGCGUGUGGUUGCCUUUCAAACACGAAACCCCAUGCACCGAGCUCACCGUGAGCUCACUGUGCGUGCCGCGCGCUCGAGACAAUGCAAUGUUCUCAUUCACCCAGUCGUUGGCAUGACAAAGCCUGGUGAUAUUGACCACUUUACUCGUGUGCGUGUUUACAAGGCGAUUCUUCGAAAGUACCCUCAAGGAAUGGCUGCUCUGUCGCUCCUUCCUCUGGCGAUGCGAAUGGGUGGCCCACGCGAAGCUCUUUGGCACGCCAUUAUCCGCAAAAACUUUGGGUGCACUCACUUUAUUGUGGGACGUGACCAUGCUGGUCCAGGCAAAAACUCCCAAGGCAAGGAUUUCUAUGGCCCGUACGAUGCCCAGGACCUGGUCGCAAAGUACAAGGACGAGCUCGACAUUGAAGUAGUGCCAUUCCAAAUGGUUGCUUACGUUCCCGAGACUGACGAGUAUAUUCCGGCCGAUGAGGUGCCUGAGGGUGUCAAGACCUUGAACAUUUCUGGAACAGAACUUCGACGGAGAUUGAGGACUGGUGCCCCGAUCCCGGAUUGGUUCACAUAUCCCGAAGUACAGAUAAUCUUGCGAGAGAGCCAUCCGCCACGAUCCAAGCAAGGUUUCACUGUAUUCUUUACCGGUUACUGGAACAGUGGUGCAGCUGAAGUAGCUCAAGCGUUGCAAAUGUCGUUGAACCAAGGUGGACAGCGGCCAACGACUUUGCUCUUGGGCGAAACGAUUCGUUCAGAGCUCUCCUCUGAGCUGGGCUUUUCCAAGCGGGACCGUGACCUCAACAUUAGCCGUAUCGCCUUUGUCGCGGGCGAGAUCACAAAGAGCGGGGGUGCUGUGAUUGCUGCUCCUAUUGCCCCUUACGAGGCUGCUCGUAAUGAAGCUCGAAAGGUUGUGGAGAAGGCGGGUGCCUUUUUCCUUGUGCAUGUGGCAACGCCAUUGGAUGAUUGCAUCAAGCGGGACCGGUCUGGCACAUACGAGCGAGCAAAACAGGGUCUCAUCAAGGGCUUUACUGGAAUUGAUGAUCCCUAUGAAGCACCUGAAAAGCCUGAUAUCCGAGUGGAUGCUUCCAAGAUGCCCGUUUCUCAAAUUGUACAUGAAAUUAUUUUAUUGCUAGAAAAGGAAGGAUACAUUGGAGAGCGUUGAUUGUUUUUCUAGUUGGAUGAUGAUUAGAUGCAAUGUGUUUUUACAAUUAUUGUUUAUAGUCCUUUGUUUGCCAAAAUAACAUUUCUUCAAGAAGAACGACGACGAUGAAAGUCAUUUAAAGAAGCGGG
Messenger RNA from Spizellomyces punctatus DAOM BR117, 1985 nucleotides. RefSeq names its product sulfate adenylyltransferase. Gene Ontology annotation, molecular function: adenylylsulfate kinase activity; ATP binding; sulfate adenylyltransferase (ATP) activity. The record is from RefSeq and is a predicted model, not a curated record. Lineage: Eukaryota; Fungi; Chytridiomycota; Chytridiomycetes; Spizellomycetales; Spizellomycetaceae. The transcript has 9 exons. Bases 133 to 1857 code for a protein of 574 amino acids. Gene Ontology annotation, biological process: sulfur amino acid metabolic process. Gene Ontology annotation, cellular component: cytoplasm.